This is a messenger RNA of Asparagus officinalis (garden asparagus), 3509 nucleotides long. RefSeq names its product non-lysosomal glucosylceramidase. NCBI's taxonomy places the organism in Eukaryota, Viridiplantae, Streptophyta, Magnoliopsida, Asparagales, Asparagaceae. Gene Ontology annotation, molecular function: beta-glucosidase activity; glucosylceramidase activity. Gene Ontology annotation, biological process: carbohydrate metabolic process; glucosylceramide catabolic process. The coding region runs from base 299 to 3217 and encodes 972 amino acids. The transcript has 18 exons. The record is from RefSeq and is a predicted model, not a curated record. Gene Ontology annotation, cellular component: membrane.
AAUAAAAUAAAAUAAAAAAGGCCUCCCCUUUUUCCUCCUCAGCGGUAAAUGGCGGUCUACUGCAGUUGCCUCUCUUGCUGCUCCAUUCUCUCUCUCCCUCUCUAAUUCCAAUAAAUUUUAGGGUUACGAGUCAAUAGAUCCCUCUAGGGUUCUGAUUUUGAUUCGAUUCACCGGGGAAGAGAGGAUCUUUAUACCUAAAUCCUCCACUAGGUCCACCGAAUCCUUUCGAUUGAUCUCUGGAGUUUUGUCGAUUUGUGGUUCGUUGACUGUACGAAUUAGGGUUUCCAGAGAUUGGAUCAUGGUGAGCGGUCAUCUGUUUCAUUGCAGGAAGCACUCUUGGCCUGCUGAUGAGUAUGUCAACAGAACUACUCUUCAAUUGUUGGACUUUGAUGGUGGUGCACCACCACGGCAGGCAUGGAGAAGGAGAUUGAACAGCCAUGCUAAUAAAUUAAAGGAAUUUAGUGUGACAUUUAUGGAAGCUAUGAGAAUGCUUAGUCUUGGUCUUCGUCUUUGGUCAUAUGUUCGAGAAGAAGCCUCUUAUGGAAGGAAAGCACCAAUUGAUCCAUUUACCCGAGAAAGUUGUAAGCCCUCAGCUUCUCUUGGGGUCCCACUUGGAGGAAUGGGAAGCGGAAGCAUAUCUAGAGGUUUCAGAGGGGAGUUUAAACACUGGCAGAUUCUUCCUGGACAAUGUGAAAUGUCUCCAGUCAUGACGAAUCAGUUCUCUAUUUUCAUUACUCGAGAUGGAGGAAGCAAAAAAUUCUCUUCAGUUUUAGCCCCUGGUCAUCACGAAGGAAUAAAGAAAUCUGGUGAUAAAGGAAUAUCAUCUUGGGACUGGAACCUGAGCGGUCAGCAUUCCACAUAUCAUGCUUUAUUUCCCAGGGCGUGGACUGUAUAUGAUGGUGAACCAGACCCAGAACUCAAAAUAUCAUGUCGACAAAUAUCUCCAUUCAUACCUCACAACUAUCAGGAGAGCAGCUACCCUACGUCUGUGUUUGUGUACACUUUAGUGAACACUGGGAGAGAGAGAGCAAAGGUCAGCUUGCUCAUGACUUGGGCGAAUUCUAUUGGCGGAGUUUCUCAUCUGUCUGGAGAUCACGUCAAUGAGCCAUUCAUUGGAGAAGAUGGAGUAUCUGGGGUGCUUCUACAUCACAAGACUGCUAAGGAUAAUCCUCCAGUUACUUUCGCUAUUGCUGCAUGCGAAACUCAAAAUGUGAACGUAACAGUGUUACCGAGUUUUUGGCUUUCAGGGGAUGAUCGUGUUACAGCUAGCGACACGUGGGCUGCUAUGGUGCAGGAUGGACAUUUUGGGCGAGAGAGUUUCAAUUCUGGCCCCAGUAGACCAUCCUCGCCAGGAGAUACUCUUUGUGCAGCAGUCUCAGCCUCUACUUGGGUGGAGCCUCACGGAAGGUGUACUGUUGCAUUUGCUUUAGCCUGGUCAUCCCCUAAAGUAAAAUUUCAGAAGGGAUGCAUUUAUCACAGGAGAUAUACGAGAUUCUUUGGAACUUCUGAGAGAUCAGCUGUUGAUUUGGUGCAUGAUGCAUUGACAAAGUAUAAGUGCUGGGAAGAAGAGAUUGAGAAAUGGCAAAAUCCUAUUCUCAUGGAUGAAAAGCUUCCAGAAUGGUACAAGUUUACUCUUUUUAAUGAGCUCUACUUUUUAGUUGCUGGAGGAACAGUCUGGACAGAUGGUGAAGCUCCUGCUUUUGACGAGAGGCUAAAAUUUUCUAAAAAAAAAGACAAAUCUAUGAAGAUUUCAAAGCCUAAAUCCACGAAACAUAACAAGGCAGCUUUGGUUGGGCACACUGCCACUGUUUCUGUGACGCGCAAUGAAGAUGCAAAUGUUAUUGGUUCAUUGGAAGGAGCUGCGGGACACGAACUGUCAGACUGUGAGAAGGAAAGUGGUCCUGAAAUUGUACAGGGUGGAUCUCAUCCAAAUGCCCAUCUUGAUGCUGAAAAUGUUGGGAGGUUCUUGUACUUAGAAGGAGUAGAGUAUAUCAUGUGGUGUACUUAUGAUGUACACUUCUAUGCAUCUUUUGCUCUUCUUGAUCUCUUCCCAAAAAUUGAGCUAAGCAUCCAGCGUGAUUUUGCUAGGGCUGUCUUAGCCGAGGAUACAAGGAAAAUAAAGUUCUUGGCAGAUGGUAAUUGGGGGAUCCGUAAAGUUAGAGGUGCUGUUCCUCAUGAUCUAGGAACUCAUGAUCCUUGGCAUGAAAUGAAUGCGUAUAAUAUACAUGACACGAGUAAAUGGAAGGAUCUCAACCCAAAGUUUGUGCUUCAGGUGUAUAGGGAUUUUGCGGCAACUGGUGACAUGGCUUUUGGGAGGGAAGUCUGGCCAGCAGUUCGUGCUGCCGUUGACUACAUGGAGCAGUUUGAUCGCGACGAAGAUGGUCUUAUUGAGAAUGAUGGCUUUCCAGAUCAAACCUAUGAUGCUUGGACAGUGCAUGGCAUCAGUGCCUAUUGUGGAUGCUUGUGGCUUGCUUCGCUGCAAGCUGCAGCGGCAAUGGCUCAUCGUCUUGGAGAUCAUGCCUUUGCAGAGAAAUGCACUAUUAAGUUUAUGCAAGCUAAGCAGGUGAUAGAAUCCAAACUAUGGAAUGGUUCAUACUUCAAUUAUGACAGCGGGACAAGUAGCAACAGUCGCUCUAUUCAGGCAGAUCAACUGGCAGGGCAAUGGUAUGCUGCUUCUUCGGGGUUGCCCUCACUUUUUGAUGAUAGUAAAAUCAAAAGCGCACUUCAGAAAAUAUUUGACUUUAAUGUGAUGAGGGUUGGAGGAGGGCGUAUGGGAGCAGUUAAUGGAAUGCAUCCUAAUGGAAAAGUUGACGAAUCUUGCAUGCAGUCACGUGAAAUCUGGACUGGUGUGACUUAUGCUGUAGCUGCCAACAUGCUUCUUGCUGGUAUGGAGCAGCAGGCGUUUACUACUGCAGAAGGUAUUUUUACUACAGGCUGGUCAGAAGAAGGAUUUGGGUACUGGUUUCAGACCCCUGAAGCAUGGACAACAGAUGGACAUUACCGAUCAUUAAUCUAUAUGCGCCCUCUCUCAAUCUGGGCAAUGCAAUGGGCACUGUCUCCACCAAAGGCAAUUAUCGACGCCCCAAAAGUUAACGUUAUGGAGAGGAUCUACAUUUCCCCGCUCACAAUUAGGGCUCUCAACGAGAACACGGGAGUGAAGAAGAUUCCCCCUAAAGCCGGUUGUUUCAGCAGUGCGGUCUGUCACUGUGACUGCUAAAAUAUCAGCAAGCAGGCAACUGGGUUUUAGUGUAUUUUAACGUGUUGUAUAGAGUAUAGGAUGCUCAGUUUGUUUUCCUGAACCCUUGAAAGAAUGAGAGGAGGGUUUGGGAGUUUUUUUUUCCCAUGAGAACAGUAAAAAUAAAGCUUGUAAUGUAGGAAAAUUUAGGUAGUCACAAAUCUGAUGAUUCCUUUUCUGUAUUAUUGAAUCUGUACAAGAUGUAGAAAUGUUGUUCGCCUUCGUUUCUACAGAAGGUCAUUCUGUCCGGAGAUUUGAGCUCAUCAUUUUUGUA